Messenger RNA from Pseudogymnoascus verrucosus, 1711 nucleotides. RefSeq lists its product as uncharacterized. The record is from RefSeq and is a predicted model, not a curated record. Lineage: Eukaryota; Fungi; Ascomycota; Leotiomycetes; Thelebolales; Thelebolaceae. The transcript has a single exon. Bases 115 to 1212 code for a protein of 365 amino acids.
UUUUGGAUAUGGAGCGACAUAAAGUAGAAGAACCACCCCGAUAAAAAGGAUAGAGGUUGACUUUUGUUAAAGGACUCAAAUAUAUCUUCAACACUACACUCACCUAAUCUCAAGAUGUAUAUCACCGAAGUACUAAGGGCUACUGCCACGGAUAAUGAUCGCCUUCUCAAGAUCAUUUCCGAAACAAACUAUGGCCCCGCCGCCCUUCAACAAAGCAGCAAUUAUGUCGAUAACCUCAAAAAAGACAUCACAGCGCAAGAGAAACUCCUCCGAGACACCAAGAUCACCAUUGCCCGCGAAGAAGCCGAACACAGGGAGUACCAAACAUCCCAUGUUAAGCGUCUAGCCUACAGAUUGGGAGGCAAGCGUGAAAAGUUCGAGCAGAAAGCAUCCAAGGAAGAGCAAGACUGGGUUGAAGCCGUACAGAGAGGAUUUGAAGUUCAGAAGAAACUUGAUCUUCUGAAUCAAAAUAUAGCCGAAGCAACCAAGACAUGCGCGGAGAUGGAAACUGUAGUAGCUACCUACAAACAAGCAGAAUAUGAACUGGACUCACUCUACAAAUCUGUCUUCCAGGGGCCAACACCCGAUAUCCCUGGAGAGGAUCAACUCGAAGGCGCUGUGUAUCAAGCAACCACGGAGUUCAACUUGGCUCAGGGCAAUGUCGACAAAGGGAAGCAGGUGAGGAAUCUCCUCACCAGCGCGAUGAAGUUCCUCUACGAGGCCACUCAAGACGUUGAGAGCGCAAGAAGUAAUGCGAAGAUGGAUGCAUUUGGGUUUGACAGCACGUUUAUGGACAUCGCCGAGGCGAACGCUCUUUCAAGGGUAAGGCAAAAUGUCAGCCAGGCCGAGAUGUUAGUUACCCAAGCAAGGACCAUGGAUCCAUUGAUUGGGAAUAUUGGAGCGGUAGUACAUGCGCAGAGCCAUUUCAUGUCGGAGGUGCUGUUCGACAAUGUCUUUUCCGACACGAAGAAGUACAAUGAGAUCAAGCGAUCGCAGGAAUCCAUCUUGAAAGCGAAGAACUCUCUCCAGACUAUGAUUGAAGCAUCAACUGGGAGACUUGAAGUUGCGGUGGUUGAAUCAAUGAAGGCAAGGCAAUCGCUUGAGGAGAAGAGACUACAGCUGCAGCAGAUCAGAGCCGAAGCAUAUCAAAAGGCUGCUAGAGGAGAAUUGGUGCCUGUACAGCAGGGACCGCCACCAGGUUAUCAGUGGUAGGCGUCAAACAGACAAAGGAGACAGGUGAUUUGAUUAUAACUGAGUCUGGACGCGCCUUUCGUUUCGCGAAGACGUCGAUUGGGAAAGGGACACUCCUACGUAAUAUCGCUCUUGUAUAUAUAAUAUCAAUUGUCGUGGGUCACUUCUUCUAUAUCAAAAAGGCGUGGUGCCAGAGUUGUGUUUUAUCGUGCUCUAGCAGAGAGUUGUCCUUUUUUAAGUUGGCAAAAAAACAAAAAAAUAUUAAACGACGUGGGCAGGAUUUGAACCUACGCGGCCGAAACCAUAUGAUUUCUAGUCAUACCCAUUAACCACUCUGGCACCACGCCUCGGAUAAUUGGAAAGAUAGGAGCUGCAUCUCAUAAUAUACUGUAAUUAUGUUGUUUUAGGGGGGAUAUAACAUAUUUCUCAUAUCUGUCGGUCGUGCUUUCCUAAUUCAUCCCACCCAGUCGUAGUUUCCCUACAAAUUCGUUCUGGCGCUAGUUACUGAAAGAUCUAGAGG